This is a messenger RNA of Alternaria incomplexa, 1965 nucleotides long. RefSeq lists its product as uncharacterized. Gene Ontology annotation, biological process: proton transmembrane transport; sodium ion transport; vacuolar acidification. The coding region runs from base 1 to 1965 and encodes 654 amino acids. The record is from RefSeq and is a predicted model, not a curated record. Gene Ontology annotation, molecular function: sodium:proton antiporter activity. Gene Ontology annotation, cellular component: fungal-type vacuole membrane; early endosome; late endosome. The transcript is spliced from 5 exons. NCBI's taxonomy places the organism in Eukaryota, Fungi, Ascomycota, Dothideomycetes, Pleosporales, Pleosporaceae.
AUGGCGUCGAUAAUGGGCUGGUGGGCAGUCGGCCAGCUACUCAAGCGCGAUGCAUCCGACGCAGACCCGGACGACGAGCCAGAGGCUGGCCAGAAGGAGAUAUUCACAUCGUGGGCCCUGUCCAUCCUGAUUAUGCUCCUCAUAAUAGCCCUCUUCACGAGCUACAUACUCCACACGCGGAAGAUCCAGGCCGUCCAUGAGACAGUACUGUCCAUUUUUGCAGGCAUGGUCGUUGGCCUGCUGCUGCGCCUGACAGCAGUCGCUUCCGUCCGAGAUGUCGUCAGUUUCGACUACCAGAUGUUCUUCAACUUGCUCCUGCCUCCCAUCAUCCUCUCGGCUGGCUAUGAACUCCACCAAGGCAAUUUCUUCCGACACAUUGGAACCAUUCUCACCUUUGCCUUCGCUGGCUCAUUCAUAUCCGCCCUAGUCCUUGGCAUCAUCCUGUUCCUGUGGACCAGGAUACCUCUCGAUGGCUUCAAGAUCAACUUCGUCGAGGCCAUGUCUGUUGGCGCUACCCUCUCGGCCACUGAUCCCGUUACCAUUCUUGCCAUCUUCGAUACGUACAAAGUAGAGCCCAAGCUAUACACCAUCAUCUUUGGCGAGUCUAUUCUCAACGAUGCCAUCGCCAUCGUCGUCUUCGAGACUGCACAAAAGUACAAGGACGGUGCUGAGUCUCUGGGCUUCAUGAGCCUUUUUGAAGCCGUAGGCAUUUUCCUCGGCGUCUUUUUCGGAAGUCUGUUCAUAGGUGUCAUGGUCGGCAUCGGCGUGUCUCUGAUGCUCAAGUUCACCUAUGUUAGGCGCUUCCCCAAGACUGAGAGCUGUCUCAUCAUACUCACCGCAUACUUGACAUACUUUCUGUCCAAUGCUAUCCACAUGUCUGGUAUCGUCUCUUUGCUCUUUUGCGGUAUCUGCAUGAAGCAUUACGCUUACCACAACAUGUCAAGACGGACCCAGUUAACCACCAAGUUUGUCUUCCAGGUCACCUCCCAGAUUUCGGAGAACUUCAUCUUCAUCUACCUAGGCUUGUCCCUCUUCACUGAUGACAAGCUCGAUUACAAGCCCCUCUUCAUAUUGAUUACCGUAUUCGGCAUUUGCGCCGCUCGCUGGUGCGCAGUGUUUCCUCUUUCAAGGCUCAUCAACUCUGUCACAAGAUAUCGCCAGCGCCGUCGCGGCGACGAAGUUGUGGAAGAGAUUCCUUAUCCUCACCAGGUCAUGAUCUACUGGGCAGGCCUGCGUGGUGCUGUAGGUGUUGCGCUUGCUGCAGGUCUCACAGGUAACAACGGCGACACACUGCGAGCCACAGUUCUUGUCGUAGUCGUUCUGACUGUCAUCAUCUUCGGCGGUACCACUGCACGCAUGCUAGAGAUUUUGGGUAUCCGCACUGGUGUAGUCGAAGAGAUUGACAGCGAUGAUGAGUUCGACAUUGAGGUCGUUAAUGGCGGCACCUACACACGCAAACAGGGUCAAGCUUAUGGCAACACCCCACGUCCCGGCCAAAAUGGCUUCUCACUCAACAAUGUCAACGGACCCGACGCUACAUACUCUAGCGGAUCCGUUAGUCGAAGUAGUCCACCCACACGACCAAACGGCGCUAUGCGACGCAACUCGAGCCAUCCACGUGCUAGAGACGGCGCAGACCAAAGUCUCCUCAGCCCAGCUGAUAGCGGCUCUGCUGAUGAAGAUGACAUCGACCUUGACCUUCCUCCCAGCGCACGCCGCUCGCCGAAUCGCGGCCCGUCGCCAUUAAUGGGCGACCCAUCCCCGUACCCGACAUCAGGCAUAAGACCGGUCGGCUCGGCGGCCGAGGGCUCAAGUAGGGUUGCGACUGCCACAGGUGCAGUGAAGCAGCUCUUCAACGAGAUCAGCCACGAUCCUGCAAACGCCUUCAAGCAGAUCGAUGACGGCUUCCUCAAACCACAUCUGCUCCUAGACCAAGGCAAAGGUCCAGGGCCUGGUAAUGUUUGA